This is a messenger RNA of Naegleria gruberi, 630 nucleotides long. RefSeq lists its product as uncharacterized. The transcript has a single exon. Bases 1 to 630 code for a protein of 209 amino acids. The record is from RefSeq and is a predicted model, not a curated record. NCBI's taxonomy places the organism in Eukaryota, Heterolobosea, Eutetramitea, Acrasida, Naegleriidae.
AUGAGAAAUUUUGGCCUGUCAAUCUCCCUUACUGAUUCCACAAUUAAGAAAUAUUCUAAACUUUAUGGUGCUUUUCAAUGGUUCCUGGUAAUUCAGAAUAUUCCAAAGACAAACCCAUAUGCACUCGAAUGUUUUGCUGCAUACCUUUCUAUUAAUAAGAAAAGUUAUGAUAUUAAUACAUUGAAACCAGCCAUUCAAUUCUUUGCAGACGUGGAAGGUUGGCAACUCAAUGUAGAUAGUAGUUUUUCAAGAGUUAAGAAAGGUCUUACUAAAGCCUACUAUAUUGUGGAUCGUUCUAAACUCAAACGUAAUGGUUUCUCCUCUUAUGAUAUUAAAUCAUAUAUUGAUUCGAUUUCAUCACAUGAUGAAUAUACCUAUAAUUUAACCACUGCUGUACUGGUUAUUGGUUUCAGACUUCUAGUAAGACCUGGUGAUCUUUGCGAUCUCUCUUGGUCUUCUGUGAAACCAAAUGAUCCAAAGAAAAAUUGGUUUACAUUUGAUCUAUCAGACCACAAAACUGAUUUUUUCAUGAUUGACAAUCCAACCCCAAUCGAACCUUACUGUGGUGAAAAGAAAUACUGUCCUAUGACCUUAUUCAACCUUUUUUACGCUCUCAAUGAUUCUUGGUAA